Molecule: messenger RNA, 1102 nt
Organism: Phragmites australis (common reed)
Lineage: Eukaryota; Viridiplantae; Streptophyta; Magnoliopsida; Poales; Poaceae
Exons: 2
Coding region: 133-972 (279 amino acids)
Source: RefSeq, a predicted model, not a curated record
UCUCUCUCUCAUCUCAUACAGUUGGGUUCACACACUCCUCUCCAUCUGACCACCCAAGCCAAAACCAAAGCAGGCGAAGCGAAAAAGGAACAGAAGAGGCAGAGAGGGAGAGGGAGAGGAAGGAAGCCAAGCAUGGCUCAGCUCCCGGACCUAGCGGCGGCGGCGCGGCCGCCGGCGACCUGCGCCACUCGGAGGAGGGUCGUGGUGGCGGCGGCAACGGGGGGCCGUGUGAAGCAGGGGGAGGUGGGGAAGAGGCGUGUCAUCAGGGUUGCGGACCCCGUGCGAGAGGGGAGGCUGCCGCUGCCCUUGCCGCUCCCGCCGCUAUUCGCCGCGCCGGUGACGCCGUCGCCGGCGGCGGUCACGAGGCGGGAGGAGGACGAGGAGGAGAGGCGGAAGUACUACCUCAACAUGGGCUACGCGAUCCGGACGCUCAGGGAGGAGCUCCCCGAUGUGUUGUACAAGGAGCCCAGCUUCGACAUCUUCAGAGAUGACAUUGUCUUCAAAGAUCCUUUGAAUACAUUCAAGGGCCUUGAAAAUUACAAAAGGAUAUUCUGGGCAUUACGUUUUACUGGCCGGAUCUUUUUCAAAGCACUGUGGGUUGAUAUAGUUAGUAUAUGGCAGCCUGCAGAUAAUCUUAUCAUGAUUCGCUGGAUUGCCCACGGCAUUCCUCGAGUCCCAUGGGAGGGCCAUGGCCGCUUUGAUGGCGCUUCUGAGUAUAAACUAGACAAGAAUGGGAAGAUCUUUGAGCAUAAGGUGCAUAACAUCGCUAUGAAUCCACGAACAAAAUUCAAGAUCCUACCGAUUCAGGAGCUCAUUAGAUCACUUGGUUGUCCUUCCACUGCAAAACCAACUUAUUUCGAGGUUUCAUCUCAACACUUGAGCGUGGAUCCAUCUUAUUUGCGAUUGGCAUGGAUAAGAUGCUACAUUUCAUUGUGCCGGAUGCUUUUGCUAGCAAAUCUUGCAGAAGGAUAGCUUGGAUUUAGCAUGAUAACUUCAAAUUUUGUCUUUUCAUUCUAUGAUAGCGCAAAAUUACUUUGUACUACUGAGUCAUUACAGCUGUAUAUAUGUACAGUGAUAAUUUAUAGAAUAAGAAUUCCGCUUA